Messenger RNA from Triticum turgidum subsp. durum (durum wheat), 2097 nucleotides. The record is from the annotation of a GenBank genome assembly. NCBI's taxonomy places the organism in Eukaryota, Viridiplantae, Streptophyta, Magnoliopsida, Poales, Poaceae.
AUGGAAUGUUGUUGUCGGGCGGGUCACCCGGAACUAGGGCUUGCCAUAUUCAGCCGUCUUCUCAGGACGGGGCUCAAGACAAACGAGAUAGUCGGCAGCACCUUCCUCAAGUGCCUCUCCUACGCAAAACGGACGGAUGAGGCUCUGAACGUGUUGCUUCAUAGGAUGCCCGAGCUCGGCUGUGUGCCUAAUGCCUUCUCAUACUCCAUUGUUCUGAAGAGCUUAUGCGACAAUAGCAUGAGUCAGCGGGCGCUCGACCUGCUCCAGAGGAUGGCGAAAGAAGGAGGUGGCUGCUUCCUUAAUGUGGUGACAUAUAGCACGGUCAUCCAUGGCUUCUUUAAGGAAGGUGAAAUAGGCAAGGCAUGCAGUCUGUUCCAUGAAAUGAUGCAGCAAGGUGUUGUGCCCAAUGUGUGGACGUAUAACUCGAUUAUUGAUGCAUUGUGCAAGGCCAGAGCAAUGGACAAGGCAGAGCUAGUCCUUCGUCAGAUGGUUGCUAAAGGUGCUCAACCCGAUACAGUGACAUAUAAUUGCUUGAUCAAUGGAUAUGCCACAUCUGGGCGGUUGAAAGAGGCUGCUAAAAUGUUCAGAGAAAUGAAAAGACGGGGUCUUACACCAAAUAUUGUUACCUGCGGCUCGUUAAUGACUUCCCUUUGCAAGCAUGGAAGAAGCAAAGAAGCUAGAGAAAUAUUUGAUUCCAUGACUUCCAAAGGCCACAGAGCUAAUGUCGUCUCAUACUCUAUUUUGCUUCAUGGGUAUGCCAAUGAAGGAUGCUUUGCUGAUAUGAUUUAUCUCUUUAAUUCAAUGAAAAGCAACGGUAUUGCAGCCGACUGCCGUGUUUUCAACAUAUUAAUUAAUGGAUAUGCUAAACGUGGAAUGAUGGAUGAAGCUGUGCUGAUAUUUACUGAAAUGCGGGAAAAAGGAGUGAGUCCUGAUGUAGUCACCUAUACCACUGUAAUAGCCGCACUUUCCAGAAUGGGUAGGUUGACCGAUGCUGUGGACAAAUUCGAUGAGAUGAUUGCAAUGGGAGUACAGCCAAGCAUACCUGUUUAUCAGUCCCUGAUUCAGGGUUUUUGCAUCGAUGGUGAUUUGGUUAAAGCCAAGGAGCUGGUUUCUGAAAUGAUGAACAAAGGUAUUCCUUGUCCUAACAUUGUGUUCUUCAAUUCAGUAAUAAACAGUCUGUGCAAAGAAGGAAGGAUUAUGGAUGCACAUGAUAUCUUUGACUUGGUUAUAGACAUAGGUGAGAGGCCUGAUACCAUUACAUUUAGUUCACUGAUUGACGGAUAUUGCUUAGUCGGCAAGAUGGAUAAAGCAUUCGGAAUGCUUAAUGCCAUGGAAUCAGUUGGUCGUUACACUGAUAUUGUUACUUACAGUACACUGCUUGAUGGCUAUUUUAAAAAUGGAAGGAUAGACGAUGGUUUGACUCUGUUCAGAGAAAUGCCGCGAAAGAGAAUUAAACCUGACACUGUUACAUAUGGCAUCAUACUGGAUGGGUUGUUUCGUUCUGGGAGAACUGUUGCUGCAUGGAAAAUGUUCCAUGAGAUGAUCGAAAGUGGAACAACAGUGACCUUUUCCAUAUACGCUAUAAUACUUGGAGGUUUUUGUAGAAAUAAUUGCGCAGACGAAGCUAUCACCCUGUUCAACAAAUUAGGUGCAAUGAAUGUGAAGUUCAAUAUUGCAAUAGUCAAUACCAUGAUCAAUGCAAUGUACAAGGUUGGGAGAAGAGAAGAAGCUAAGGAACUAUUUGCUGGAAUAUUAGCCUGUGGGUUGGUGCCUAAUGAAUCUACUUACGGAGUAAUGAUAAAAAAUCUUCUAAAAGAUGGAGCAGUGGAAGAUGCUAACAAUGUGUUUUCAUCAAUGGACAAGAGUGGUAUAGUCCCCAGCUCCCGUCUCAUCAAUGACAUCAUCAGAUUGUUGUUGGAAAAAGGUGAGAUCGCCAAGGCCGGAUAUUAUUUGUCUAAAGUUGAUGGGAAGAGCAUAUCACUUGAAGCUUCAACUACUUCAUUGAUGUUUUCUCUCUUCUCAAGGAAAGGCAAAUAUAAGGAGCACAUGAAAUUGCUCCCUGCCAAGUAUCAAUUUUUUGAUGAGUUGGUUGACUAG